Molecule: messenger RNA, 1611 nt
Organism: Paramecium tetraurelia
Lineage: Eukaryota; Ciliophora; Oligohymenophorea; Peniculida; Parameciidae
Exons: 4
Cellular component (GO): catalytic step 2 spliceosome
Molecular function (GO): phosphatidylinositol binding; protein binding; RNA binding
Source: RefSeq, a predicted model, not a curated record
AUGAGUUUAGAAACAUUAAAUGGAAUUGAAUAUUUAGGGGCUCAUUUAAAGUUCAAAGUACCAGGGUAUAGAGAAAAAUCAGAUGGUCAUGUUUAUUACAGGAUAGUUGCAUAAUUUACAUUGGUUGAGCCUUUCAAAAAAGUUGAUUUUGAAUAUACUUAUGAGAAUUGUCUAACUCUAUUUAAGACAUUAUCUUCAUAAUGCCCUGAUUUACCAUAACUACCUGGAAUCGGAUUGUUUGGAUUCAAGCCAAAUGGAUUUGAUACAGAAAAAAGAAGAGUAGAUUUGGAGAAAUGGCUUGGAGCAUUAGUUUGGAGAUGCGAUGUAUUGGGAAGCGAAUGCUUUUACAACUUUUGUAAUUUGGGCUAGAUGCUUGAUAAAAAAUGGUUAAAAUAGCCGGAUUGUAUAUUGAAAUUUAAUUAUGGUCACUCAUUCCCGGUCUAAGACUUUUUUUAUGAGCCAGACACCUAAGUUUGCUUUGUGUUGACAACUGAUGAUUCAAUUGCAAGCAAAAUGCAAGGGUUAAUGGGAAUAUUUGGAAAAUCAAUAAAGCCUUCAUUUCAUUCUUAAUUGAUUGGUUAUAGAUUGGAUGUUGAUAAUAAUGAAAACCCAAUCACUUAAACUUUAUGGACUAUAUAAUAUUAGCAGAGAGGAACAAUGAUAAAAUGGGAUGAGAAAUUGACUAUCUUGGGCAUUGGUUUUGAUGAUGGUCAUAUAAUUUGCUUAAGGAUAGCCACUAAUAAAAAGUAUUAAGAAUAUUCAGAAUUCUGCUACAUUCAUAAACACACUUAAGCAGUUAACGGGAUAGAAUUCAAUAGUUUGACUGGCCAUUGUUAUAGUAUAAGCAAAGACAAAUGUUUGAUAACAACAGAUUUAGCCAAUCCUAGUAGUAUUUUGAAAGAGAAGGAGUUUGUCAAUGAAUUGACCUGCCUUACAACUAAUUAGUACCGUUUAUUUGUGGGAGACAAUGUAGGAAGCAUUUACAUAUUCUCCUUUGAAAAUGGUCCAUUGCAUGCAGUUCAUUAAAUCAAACAAGAUGUUGCGAUGUAAUUGACUUCCAUUUAAUAUUGCCCUAUCAAAAAUUAUCUCAUCUGUGGCAGCAAGGAAGGCUACUUAAGUGUAUUUGAGAUUGGGAAAUAAGGGAAAGAAAAAAGUACUAAUCAGAUUACUCUACUCAAAACAAUUCCGAAUAAGGUUGUUCAAUUUUCAAUCAGCACCAAAGAAAUCUAUGUUAAUUAUGGGAGUAGUGUUAUCAUCUUAGAAUCAACGAAUAUGAAAUAUUUAUAUUCACUUGAAGCUCAUAACAAAGAUAUCACUAAAAUACAAUUGUUUGAUUCCAUAGGACUCUUGAUAACCAGUAGCAAAGACAACACAGUCAAGUUUUGGCAAUAUAAAUAUUUCCCACACAUCCUAUUGAACAACGACAUCCUUCCACUUCGAAAAGAACCUGUUGCAGAACAUAAGGUUACUAUUAGACAAUAGGGUGGGGAACAAUUUAAAUAAGCUGUUUAGUUAUAAUAAUAAUAAAUGAAGCCAGAAUUGGAAGACUUGGAUCAUUGGCAAUGAUAAAUAUUUAUUUACAUUCAUUUACGUUAAGGAGAUGACAACAAA